AAUAUGAUAAAUGGGAGAAAUUUUUGCCGUUUCCACAAGUGCGAGUGAGUGCAGAUUUUUAGAUAGGUGUUCCGAGUUCGGACACGUUGCAUUUUGUUGCAUUUAAAUCGGAUAAGGUUCUUCAGUGGUUUGUCAAAUAAGUAUAUGGAUCAAUAUGUCUGCGAAAGUGUCAUUGGCAGGUAUUUAUACAUCAGACAAGAAUGGUAAUGAUGAAACAGGAGAUGGUACUGAGAGCAAUCCCUUUAAAACUAUUUUAAGAGCGAUGCGUCAUGCCAAUAAGGAACCCUUUCCAAUCAUCUAUCAGGAUUCCCAUGAAAAUGACAAAAAAUAUGAACCAGCAUCUAAAUCUCAGUUAAAAAAAAUACACAAGAUUUGGGCUAGAGAACAGAAAAAGAAUGAGGACAAAGAAAAGAAAUUAUUGGAAGAUGAAGAAAAAAGAUUGAAGAAUCUUGAAGAAGCUAAAGCAAUUAUUAUAGAAGAGGAUAAAUUACUGCCAGAAGCAAAGCGAAUCAAGAUAAAACAAGCUCUUGAUCACAGAGAUCAAAGAGUCAAGAUAUAUGGAUGGGUCCAUAGACUAAGGCGACAAGGCAAAGCCCUUAUGUUCAUCACGUUGCGAGAUGGGACAGGUUUUCUGCAGUGUGUACUGACUGAUAAGCUUUGUCAAACAUAUGAUGCCUUGAUUCUUGCUACAGAAGCUGCUGUUCAACUGUUUGGGAUCUUGAAAACUGUUCCUGAAGGAAAAAAUGCACCUGGUGGACAUGAAUUAAGUGUCGAUUAUUGGAAACUUAUUGGACCGUCGCCUCCUGGUGGCGCCGAUUCAAUUUUGAACGAAGAAGCUCUACCUGAUGUACAAUUGGACAACAGGCAUAUAAUGAUUCGAGGCGAAAAUACAUCAAGAAUUUUAAUUAUGAGAUCUAUAUUGACACAAGCAUUCAGAGAUCACUAUAAGGACCGUGGUUAUCAUGAGGUAACUCCACCAACUUUAGUGCAAACCCAAGUGGAAGGUGGUUCAACUCUCUUCAAAUUAGAUUAUUUUGGAGAGAACGCUUUUCUCACUCAAAGUUCUCAAUUGUAUCUUGAAACGUGCAUUCCAGCAAUGGGUGAUGUUUAUUGCAUUGCUCAAUCGUAUCGGGCAGAGCAAUCGAGAACGCGUCGUCAUCUCGCAGAAUACACACAUAUAGAGGGAGAAUGUCCGUUUAUUACAUUUGAGGAUUUGCUAGAUCGACUAGAAGAUUUAAUUUGUGAUGUAGUUGAGCGAGUUUUACAAUCGCCGCUUGGUUAUCUUGUCAAAGAAUUGAAUCCUGACUUUCAAAUACCCAAGAAACCCUUCAAGCGAAUGAACUACAGCGACGCCAUUGAAUAUCUAAAAGAAAACAAUAUCACAAAAGAAGAUGGCAGCUUUUAUGAGUUUGGAGAAGAUAUUCCAGAAAUGCCAGAAAGGAAAAUGACUGAUGCUAUCAAUGAACCGAUAAUGCUUUGUCGCUUUCCUGUGGAAAUUAAGUCAUUUUAUAUGCAACGUUGUGCGGAGGAUAGACGCUUAACGGAGUCUGUCGAUAUACUUUUACCGAAUGUGGGUGAAAUUGCUGGUGGUUCAAUGCGUAUCUGGGAUUAUGCAGAGAUGAUGGAGGGUUACAAACGUGAAAACAUUGAUCCAACUCCAUACUACUGGUACACAGACCAGCGAAGAUAUGGAUCUUGCCCUCAUGGUGGUUACGGAUUGGGAUUGGAACGAUUUUUGUGCUGGCUGUUGAACAGAUAUCACAUACGUGAGGUGUGUUUGUAUCCGCGUUUCCUAGAGCGUUGUCGUCCAUAAAAAAGUGUAUUUCAAUACAGAUAUUACGUCAAUGAUAAGUUUAAUCCUUAAGUAGGCGCACUGGGAAAAUCACAUGAGUGGCCGCAUCAGUGUAGUGAUCUUAUACAUACAAAUUUUUAAAAAAAUUAUUUUUUUUAAUAAAAAUUUAAGUAGAGAUAUUCAAAUAUAAAAAUAAAUUAGUAAUUAAUAUUUAUCACUUUUAUUUUCUAUAUCUUUUUAGUAAUUGAAGCGACUGAUUUCAUACGUCUACUUAAGGUUAAUAAACAUGUUUUACUUUCUAUUAUUAUAAUGACUAUUAUAACUAUAGUCUAUGCUGCAUAAUUAUGCUUAUAUUCAAAAAUGUUACACGAAUAACAUACCAAAAACUACUCAAUAAAAACUCAUAAAAACUA
Monomorium pharaonis (pharaoh ant) is the source of this 2205-nucleotide messenger RNA. It is a transcript of the gene AsnRS, whose product is annotated as asparagine--tRNA ligase, cytoplasmic. The transcript is spliced from 11 exons. NCBI's taxonomy places the organism in Eukaryota, Metazoa, Arthropoda, Insecta, Hymenoptera, Formicidae. The coding region runs from base 155 to 1813 and encodes 552 amino acids. Gene Ontology annotation, biological process: asparaginyl-tRNA aminoacylation. The record is from RefSeq and is a predicted model, not a curated record. Gene Ontology annotation, molecular function: ATP binding; asparagine-tRNA ligase activity; nucleic acid binding. Gene Ontology annotation, cellular component: cytoplasm.